CAAGGAGUGGAUGCCAAUCGCUUCCACCUUGUCGGCAUCAAGAGUGGAGGCGGAGGAAAGGUUGAGGCCGAAAUCAUGACCGAUGAACGACUAGGACGGAUUUUGUCCACUGAUUGAAUGGAACGAUAUUCAAAGACAACGAACUGAAAGUCGAAGUUUCAGCACCCAACACAUUAGAGGGAAUGACUGCGUCAUCGGUGCAGGAUCCCACUGUUUUGACUCUAUCAUGGCAUUCCCCUGCUGUGCGCUAUGCAGUAACGUACGUUGAUGCAGGCUGCCGCUCAGGCUAAAGUUCGUGAAUUAAAUGGCCACACCUACAAUCAUCGUCGCAUCAAAGUUCAAAUGAACAACGAGGCUUCCGGCCCACUUGCACCCCGUACCGUCAUCAUCAACAACCUCCCCCCAGAAACAGAUGAUGCUGAAGUGGUGACAUUUUCUGGAUCAAGUGCCGUGAAACAGCUGAAAAGCACACCCGUACUUGGUGUUGAUCAAGUCGAAGACCGUCUUCGUCUCCUUGCACCAUUCACUGUUCGUCGAGGUUUUCGAUCUAUCGACUCCUCAUCGAUACCUGACCCAAACGGGUUCCUUUCUAUCCGUGCUCGUUUCCACUCUCGAGACGAUGCCCUGAUUGCCCAUCAAUACCUCGAAGCCAUCAGAUAUGGCAAACAAGUUGGGAUGUGGCUACGUGUCCCGCAUCCAAUGGAUUUUACUAUAUCGCUCGACCCAGAACAAUACAGCGCACAGAAACCGCAGUGGGACGCUUUAAUUGGUGGCCUCGGAGAUCCGAAAGCCUGUAUGUUGAACAUUUACAAGCAUGGAGCCACUGUACGCAUACGCCUAAGCGGAUCUCAAAAUGAUGCUGUUGGUGCGUUGAAGGUCAAGGUCGAGAAUCUCGCUAGAGGUGAAACAGUGCAGGGUUGGCAUAGGACUUUGGCACACCCCAAAAACAAAUUUUCAAAGCAGGUUCUUGUCGAGACUGGAGCAUAUAUGCGAGUAGACCGGAAGACGCAAGCGUUGAAGGUGUAUGGCUCUGCAACGUCGACCGAACGUGCCCGAAAGAUGAUCAGCGAGGAACUCGACAGACUGUCCUCUGCCGACUUCACUACCACGGUUCCUAAGCCAGCAGUCCGGAGUUUAAUCAACGAAGGGGGCCUGGCUCAACUAAAGGAAACAUUUGGCGAGGACGCUGUCAAGUUCGACAUAACAUCCAAGAGGAUCACCGUCUCCGGUGGAGAAGAAGCGCGGCUCGCAUUGGACAGUAUCGUCCGCACCGCAAUGAGAAACAAUCAAAAGCACUCGACUGCAUCACAAACCGAGACAGCUUGUCCCAUUUGUCUUGACGAUAUCUCUAUCCCGUUCAAUCUGGGAUGUGGACACGCUUACUGUGUCACAUGUUUGCGUCACUUCCUGUUAUCCGCUCUUGAAGCCUCCGAAUUUCCCCUGCGAUGCCUUGGUAAUGAUAGCCGUUGCAGUAUCCCCAUUCCUAUUCCAAGUAUCAAACGUUUCCUCCCACCAGCGUCGUUCAACCGUUUACUCGAGGCUGCAUUCACCUUCUACCUCACCAGGCAUCCAAACGAAUUCAAGUACUGUAAAACCCCUGAUUGCACGCAGAUCUAUCGUUCCACCGGUUCUGAGGCUCAGGUGACCCUCCGUUGCCCGUCCUGUUUCUCGGUCACAUGUUCGUCAUGCGGUGAGUCGCACGACGGGCUUCAGUGUGCCGAAGUCAGGCGGCGCCAAGCGGAAGAGGAGGAACGGCAGAAUUCGACCUGGGUUGCUGCGCAAGGCGGGCGCGUCAAGAGGUGUCCACAGUGUAGCGUACUGAUAGAGAAAUUGGAAGGAUGCAACCAUAUGACGUGCAAGUUGGUACUUUUGACUUGUUAGCCCAUAAGACUGCUAACUCGAACAGUUGCGGUGCUCACAUCUGCUGGAGAUGUAUGGGAAUCUUCACCAGGGAUACCAUAUAUACACACAUGCGAGAAGCGCAUCAAGGCAUCUAUGAUAAUGAACCUCAAUUAUUCCAGGGAAUAGAUAUCCUAGAACAGCAUCAGCUCAUGCAGCAAAUUCAGCAAGAGAGGGACAGGGAGGAGCAGAGAAUUAGGCAUCAGCUCAUGCAGCGGAUCCAACAAGAGAGGGACAGGGAAGAGCGGACAAUUAGGGUAAGGCAGGAGGCACAGCGGGCUCGGGAAAGGGGGGAAGCCGAGCGGGCAAGAUUGCUUCAACAAAGAGAGGAACUAUUGAGGCGCGUGCAAGAGCA
Pisolithus orientalis is the source of this 2254-nucleotide messenger RNA. RefSeq lists its product as uncharacterized. The transcript is spliced from 2 exons. Gene Ontology annotation, molecular function: ubiquitin binding; zinc ion binding; ubiquitin-protein transferase activity. NCBI's taxonomy places the organism in Eukaryota, Fungi, Basidiomycota, Agaricomycetes, Boletales, Pisolithaceae. Gene Ontology annotation, biological process: proteasome-mediated ubiquitin-dependent protein catabolic process; protein linear polyubiquitination. Bases 268 to 1881 code for a protein of 537 amino acids. Gene Ontology annotation, cellular component: ubiquitin ligase complex. The record is from RefSeq and is a predicted model, not a curated record.